Aspergillus pseudonomiae is the source of this 2183-nucleotide messenger RNA. Its product is annotated as sodium:neurotransmitter symporter family protein. Gene Ontology annotation, cellular component: membrane. The record is from RefSeq and is a predicted model, not a curated record. NCBI's taxonomy places the organism in Eukaryota, Fungi, Ascomycota, Eurotiomycetes, Eurotiales, Aspergillaceae. Gene Ontology annotation, biological process: sodium ion transmembrane transport. The transcript is spliced from 2 exons. Bases 78 to 2117 code for a protein of 679 amino acids.
GGAACCUUGACACGAUACACAUGUGAGCAUCAGGAUUGAAACAGAAUCUAUAACCUGCUGCUCAAACUGCGGCGACCAUGGUUCUUGUACCGUACCUGAAAAAGAUCGCGGGAUGGCUGGCACCGCCGCCCCCAAAGUCGGAAGAUGGGCGCGAUCAAUGGCCCUCACGCGCAGCCUUUCUGCUAGCAGCGAUGGGUGGUUGCGCAGGACAAGGAAACCUGUUACGGUACCCGUCAGUCGUCUAUAACAACUAUGGCUUGCAGUGGUUCAUUCCUUACUUGUUAGCCGUGUUUCUCAUCGCCAUCCCUGCCCUCAUUCUCGAAAUCUCGAUCGGCCAGGCCUACCGCGGAGGUAGCGUGAUCGCUUUCAAUAAUAUCAACCGACGGCUCAAGGGCGUCGGGUUGGGCCCUAUCCUGGUCAGCUUUAUCGUCACCCAGUACUUCACUGUCAACCUAGCCUGGAUUAUGAACUAUUUUCGCAAUUCGUUCUACAGCCCCUUGUCAUGGGAGAAUCGCAUCGAAGAAUUCUAUAUGGGAGACGUCAUUCAUAAUGUCGACCCAGUGGAGGGCAGCCUGAGUGAAGGAAAUAAGAACGUGGUUGCGUUUACCCAGUAUCCCGGGGUUGGUGUGAUCGGAGAGACGGUGGGCUGGAGCGCCUUUAUUUGGUUCCUGAUUUGGGUAUCGAUCUUUCGCGGCGUGGGCCUAACGGGGCGCGUGGUCUACUGGACGAUGGGCUUGCCAAUUGUCACCACCAUUAUUUUCGUCGGUCGGUCGCUCAGCCUGGAGAACGCCAGCGAAGGCGUACGCUUGCUCUGGGCGACUUGGCGAAGCUCACAGUUAGCCUCCGGAACAGUUUGGCAGACGGCUGUGGGCCAAGUCUUCUUCUCUACGGGCAUUGGAUUCGGCUAUUUCACCUCAUAUGCCUCAUACAAUGCGAAACACUCCAACGCGGUAAUGGAUGCUAUCCUCAUCUGUGGCAGCAAUGUGUUAUUCGAAAACUUUGCGGCGUUCGCGGUAUUUGGCGUGGUGGGCUACCUGCGACGUUGGCCCCAGGAGGGUGAACGGCUGGGUGCCUUCGUGGUCGGCUUUCUGACAUUGCCUGAAGCGGUCCUUCACAUGCCCGGGUCAAACUUCUGGGCACUUCUGCUCUUCUUUACUCUUGUGGUGCUCGGCUUCAGUUCGGCAUUUGUGAUGCUGGACGCGGUGACGACCCUCGCUGUCGAUUCAGGGCUCAAGGUUUCGCGUCCGAUAAUUGUAACCACGCUGACUCUGAUCUCCUUCCUCAUGUGUCUUCCCUAUUGUACCGAGUUCGGCUUUUACCUGCUGGACGGUAUCGACCGCUGGAUCAACAAUAUCGCCUUGAUAUUCGUGGUGUGGUCCGAGCUGGUCGGCGCCACCACAGUCUACCGCUGGACUGACGUGGUGGGCCAAACAGGGCUACCGGCAUUUAUUGUGUAUAACUUUGGCUAUUUUGGUGGGCAAAUUGUGGGUAUAGCGGUUGCUCAUGGGACUAAUAAUCCAUCCAUUGGUGCAAGCGCAGGCUUUGGCUUGUACAUUGUCUGUGCUGUUGUCGCGGUGGGUAUCGCGACGACUCCGCAGGCGGAGGCAGCCAGGUUCUGGAAUCGAAACGCAGUCCUCCGUCGAUUCUGGUUCUUAGUAUUCUAUUCGGGCAACCAGCUACGACGUGACCUCAACCAAAUUGUCGGCGGCGGCCGAAACUGGAAGAUACCUGUCUUCUGGCCAGUGCUACUGCGAUAUAUCAGUGCCCCAGUUCUAGCUAUUAUCCUCAGUUUUGCCUACCCAGAGUUCCACACUUUGCGGUACGAUCCCAUGAUGAUCGCAGGUUUUAUCCUGGCUCACCUCAGCCUGUUGGCCAUGCUCUUGGGUCUCGUCCUACCACGCUACUAUGAUUGCUUCAUCCCACCAAGCCGAUACGGCGAGAGCACGCAAGGAACUAUUCCCAAUGAGCCACGGCCGCAAGAUCUCGGGCAGCCAGCCAUGACUUCCUUUCACGGCACGGAGAUCAAUGCGCUCCCGGCAGGGCUCACUCUUAGAGACAUAACAGCACAACCCUUAGACUUCAAGUCACAUACUAACCCUAUGGAAACGAAGUUAUGAGUAUGGUUUGUUUACUUUGUCUGUAGAUAUAGAGGAGUUCAUUGCAUUUUACUUUGCUAAUCAUAU